CUCCCUACCCAAUUCAAAUCCAAUUUGGCCUGAACCGGACACUCGACGAACGGGCAAGAGGUACUGCCACCUGCGCCGCUACGUGGUAUACAUUGUGCAACAGCUCCCUCGACGGCGCUACGGUGACGCUUGCACAUCACCCGCCGAACCCCGCCGAUCCAAUUCCAGAUUGAGCGCAUCACCGGUUCACAGAUAAGGGGCGAUAAGCGGCCUUGUCCGCCAACAUUCGAGAUAGCCAUGCGCAGCAUCUGGUCCUGCUCGUCGUGUGUCGUGCUGCUCCGUUUCGCCUGCAUAGGGAACGACGUGGCGGCGGCGCACGCGGGGCGGCAAAGGAAAGAUGAGCUUCACCGGAUUGCGAAGGCCCAGGUGACGGCGCACCCGGCGCACCCGGCGCGGAGGGACGAGGGCGCUUGCCCGACAGCGCAUAGUUUGUGUCCAGCAUCAUUGAGCGGCGACUGUUGUCCUGCUGGGUAUGCGUGUGCGACGGAUUCAUGCUAUGCGACAACAGCCGGGCCGACCUCGGCAUGCGGGAGGGUAGGAUAUUAUCCUUGCGCAUUCUCAGAGGGAGGGGGCUGCUGUCCAGUUGGCUACGUGUGCGGGACGAGGAACCAAUGCAUCCCUCCCGCGGGCGCCACGAUCACAAAUACUGAAUGCCCGCUCAAUUACUUUCUUUGCCCCUCCUCAGUCAACUACGGAUGCUGUAUGAGUGGGAUGGGAUGCGCUCGCGACGCGUGCUAUUCGACGGCCCCGGUGACCAACACUGUCAUCCAAACUAUCACGACCACAUCCGACGAACAAUUGGUAACGCAGACACGGACAACCGUAACCGUCGUCACCCCCACGCCUCCUUCUGCCCUUCCGGCAACCGAGGAUCCUAAUGUUAUUGCGAAAUUCAUACCGACCUCUGUCCCCAAGGUCUCGGCGAGUCCUUCGCCCGACGGCGGUGGCGGUCUGAGCAGCGGGGCAUUGGGAGGCAUUAUAGCCGCCGUGGUCAUUCUGUUGAUCGCAGUUGUCAUCGCUGCGUUUUUCAUCAUCCGGCGGCUGAAGCGCGUCGAGGAGGUGAUGGAGUCCAGGAAAGGCUCCUCGAGCGGGAAGAAAUCCAAGUCGCAGUCACAAGCACAAAUGGAGGAAUACGGCCGCCACCUCCAUUCCCCGACCGACGAAACGAGCAUCGAUCCCCUAAUGCAUGCGACCAACACCAGCAUUAGCGGCGCAGCCACGCCUCAGCCGGAAGCAACACGCAGCCGCUCCGACUCGGCCGGCUACGCUCCCAACGGCCGCUCCCGCCACGCCAGUCCGGACUCCAGCGCCGGCUACUUUGACCACAUCCCCGAACGAGUGCACAACAUGCCCGGCGGCAUGCACCACCAGCAGCCAACUCCCAUGACGGCCGCACGGAUGCGCAGCGACAGCGACAGCAACGGCCAGCAGCAGCAGCUGUACGCCGGCUAUGCCUACCGCCCUACCCACUGGCGGCAGCAGAGCGGCGCGAGCGAGCUGUCGGCCGACGGCAGCGAUAACGGCGCCAACGCCAACAUCUACAGCCCGCUUGUCUCGGAACUGGAUGCCUCGGGCGGGUAUGCGGAGCUGCCCAGCGCGACAACCGAACAGGAGGAUCCCAGGAGCAGGUCCAGCAGCGCUGCUAGUGUCCGCGGCCAUGCCGGCGGCGGCUCCGGAUGGUUCGGCCAUGUCAGGAAACGGAGUGAUAGUAGGGGUGUUGCCGAAGGUGGGAUUACAAGUCCCGGCCCGUCCACCUCGCCCGGGGUGGGUCUCGGACUGACGCCCCUCGAUGAGGCCGCCGAGAUGCAUGGGUAUUACGGGCGGAGGAAUCAGCAAGCUGGACAGACGGCUGCUGGGCUCGAUGUGGAGUGUGACGUGAGCUCGCCCGUCGUGCCGGGCUACAAGCCGCAGUUGCCACUGCCGCCGCAACCGCCGCAGUCGUCGUCCAGGGAGCAGCCAUGAGGUGAUGGCUUAGGCCAGGGGUUUUCUUUAUCUCUUCCUGGAGUUCGUUGCAGCUUUUUUUGUCUUUUUCGCAGCUUACGAAUACCCACACUCUCGAUUCUGCCUGACUGGCCAGAUAUUCUCAGGAAAACGGAACAGCUGGUCUUGAUUCCUCCCUCGGG
Canariomyces notabilis is the source of this 2123-nucleotide messenger RNA. RefSeq lists its product as uncharacterized. The transcript is spliced from 2 exons. Lineage: Eukaryota; Fungi; Ascomycota; Sordariomycetes; Sordariales; Chaetomiaceae. The record is from RefSeq and is a predicted model, not a curated record. Bases 238 to 1962 code for a protein of 574 amino acids.